GGAGCGUAGCAGAGCAGUUUCCGAUUUCUCCAUCUCUCUCUCUCUCUCUCUUAAUCCGGAUUUAAGUAUUAGGGUUUUUUUCUUUCUUUCUGAGCGACAACAUUACUCUCUGUGUGUGUUGCUCUGAAGAUUCAUUAUAAUCAUGGUUGCUGAUUCCAUCACAGACUCUGACGACCUCUUUCAUGGCUCUCCGAUUUCUAGAGAUUUCUCCAAGAAACGCAGCAAGGCGAAUUGGAUUUGUAAGCUGAAGCAGUGGAAGAUUGAUGAUCGUCGCAAGCAAUGGAUUUAUCAAUGGAAAAAAGCAAACGUAGACGAAGAAGAAAUAGGCCGUAGAUUGCAAUCUUUGUUAAAUAAACUUACUGAUAAGAAAGCUUGGCGGAUUGAUGGUUAUCAUGAAGAAAGAAGCAAUGAUGGUGAUGAUGAGAUUGUAAAGACAUCGUCUGCUAGUGGUAGUCCCACGAGUGUACUACUCAAGAGCAGCAGAGGCUCAUCUGUUGUUAGUGAAGAUUGUUUCUGUUGUUCUAAGCAGAUGACGACUGAUGAAGAGGAGGAAGUUUUCGACGAUGCUUAUGACAACUGGGAUGGGUUUAGAGAUGCGUUGAACUCCUUUGAGAAUGAUAAAGACGACACCUUUAAGCUUGAGCAAGGAGAAGAUCUAGUUCCAAAUACAAUCCAGAGGAGGAACAACAAGUCUACCCUUGAGAAGAAGCUCUUUCAUAAAGACAACAGGUGCAAGCAUGAAGCUUCUUCACCUCAAAAGAAGGCGAUUCACAGAAACAGUAAAAAGAAGAAGAGGUCUACUAACUCUGGGAAGCAAGAAGGUGAUGAUGAAGAAUGUCCUAUUUGCUCUGAAGUGAUGGACGAAACUGAUCUAAGUUUCAAACCAUGUCCUUGUGGGUUUCGGAUUUGUCUCUUCUGCCACAAGAAGAUCAGUGAAAACGAAGCUCGUUGUCCAUCUUGCAGGAAGGACUAUGAUCAGACGAGUAAUAGUAGUGGAGAAGUAGGCUUCCAGCAACGUGGUCGUGGCACAAUUCGCUUGUCUCCAUCAUUUAGGGGACUUGACAGAGCUUGAGAGAAGAGAGAGUCAGAGAGAAAGAAGUUCAAGAGUUUCAUGAAACUUUCUUCUACAUUUUUGCCUUCAGUUUCAUCAGAAACAACAAUUUUGUGGUUAUGCUUAGAGUGUUGUCAUCUCGGCAAUAAGUUUCAUUGACGUUUGUGAAUCAUAUACACAUAAAACCAAGAUUACUCUUUUAUCUAAUACAACAACAGAUCAUUUUUUAAUGUUAUCACAGAAAAGUUCGACUUCAUGAUGCCACAAACAAAUCUCACAAGCGGAUGAAGUAAUCAUGUUGUUCUCCUCACCAUAACGAUGCCAACCACAACUCUUUACAAAAGUGUACAUCUCGGUUUUUCUAAAUUCCAAGUCUCUAAAGAAACUUUUCUAAGGAAGUGGAUGAGCCUUUACAAACACACAUGUUAAUAAAGAAAGCGAGAACCAUUGACUAGGAAGAAUGGUUGCUGAAGUAGCGAUGAUUAGAGCGGAUCAUAACAAAGAAUGUGUGAAAUCGUUAAGGAAUGCAUCUUCUGAGGCUGCAUUCUUAUAAUAAUUGGUUCAAUCUGAUCAUAUGUCUUUACAUUCCAGAACAUUUUUGUGAGGUAACACUGAUUCUUUCUCAAAAACUC
This is a messenger RNA of Camelina sativa (false flax), 1683 nucleotides long. RefSeq lists its product as uncharacterized. Lineage: Eukaryota; Viridiplantae; Streptophyta; Magnoliopsida; Brassicales; Brassicaceae. The record is from RefSeq and is a predicted model, not a curated record. Gene Ontology annotation, biological process: protein ubiquitination. Gene Ontology annotation, molecular function: ubiquitin-protein transferase activity. Gene Ontology annotation, cellular component: CCR4-NOT complex.